AGACAAGACAGUCAUAAGUCGGACAUCGCUAGCUCAGGCGCCACAGUCAGUUUCCAAUACCGACUUCAUCUCCCUUUUCUCACCCGAAUAACACAUCAGCUUACGAGCGAUUUAAGGGGGUUUUAAUCUAACUAGUAGAUGUUCCUCUCUCUUCGCCCGUCUGCAGAGCCGCUUGCUCAUAUUAGCGGAUAAAAAGAGACGUCGCUAAAUGCUAUGCGGCUAAUUUAACCUUCUUGUUUGUUUUGAUGUUUUUUUGAGGUCACUAGAUCAUCACCAGACCUGCCAGACGACACUAGACCAAAACCAGAGACAUACAACCAAGACCGUAUAUAGUUAAGCUGCAUAUAUACACUAACUACUUACUAAACGACCGUAUAUGUGUUUUAAUAUAGGUUAGCUGAAUCCGUUUUGGCCUAAAAUGGGUUAGUUAGCUUAGCUCAGCUAGCUAGCUGGUGCUAACUGCCGUUAACCGAGCAGCCGCCGCUUUGUUCGUCUGUUUCGAUCAGCAGCGGUGGAAAGGGCGUUUUGGGUCCAGGUCGAGGAAAGCUGGAUGCGGCUGAUUAAACAGCCGCAGUGCUAGUGCUCGUCGUGGUGAACUACCUGGACCUGGUGCACAUCCAGAAGAAAGAAUCCAUGGUGCUCCGCAGGCUGCUGCGCAGACGCUGGGUCCUGGGGGUCGUCCUCGGCUUGUCCCUCCUUUACUUUGUCACCAGCACCCUCAAACAGGAGGAGCGAACCGGACGGGACCGCACGCUCCUUCAGACGAGCGAAUCUGACCACCGCAUACCAUGGAAGGUGAAGUUCAACCUGGGCAACAGUAGCAGGCAGAUCACACAGUGUAGAAACUCCAUACAGGGGAAGACCCUCCUCACAGAUGAACUUGGUUAUGUAUGUGAGAGGAAAGAUCUGCUGGUUAACGGCUGCUGUAACGUGAACGCGCCGAGCUCCAGGCAGCACAUCUGUAAGAGCUGUCUGCCCAACGGCUGCUGCAGUGUGUACGAGUACUGCGUCUCCUGCUGCCUUCAGCCUGACAAGCAACCCCUCCUGGAGCGUUUUUUGAACCGAGCAGCUGAAGGGUUUCAGAAUCUCUUCACAGCCGUAGAGGAUCACUUUGAGCUGUGCCUGGCUAAAUGCCGUACCUCCUCACAGAGUGUCCAGCAUGAAAACACCUACAGAAACCCUCAGGCCAAGUACUGUUAUGGUGAAAGCCCUCCCGAACUCCUGCCAAUCUGAUGGUUUGUGUUCGGAAGGAACGCAUUUUCAGCGUCUUUGAAUGGCCGCGUUGGACCAAAACGAACAGACUGAACACGCCAGCACAAAGACGUAACCUGGCAGCGGGGACAAAAAGGAUGAAGGAUAUCAUGUACACUUCAUAAGUGCAUAGAACCAUCUUAACCUCAUCAGUGAUGAUCAUCUAGUUGCUUAUAAGGGGCGGGGGGUGUUUUGUUCUGUCUUAUUGUUGGUCACCGUGGUGCUGCAAGUAUUUUCAGGGCCACUGCACUGCAGAAAUACACCCUCCCAGGUGUUGACUAAACUGGAAAUGCUUCAACGUGUGAGUCUGAUGUCAGAUUAUGUCUGCCACCAAACUCAAACAGAAACUGUGUCUAGAAUAUUGCAUAUGGGUGCGGUAAAUGUUGACUCGGUGGUAAACAGUAAGGGAAACUAAACUUUUUGAGCUUAUCAUAAGUAUGCUUUUUCUUCUUGGUGGUGUUUUUCAGUACAAUUCUUACACUAAUCUGAGAUUUGUGUUACAUGGUUGCAUGUAAACUGCUAUAUGUUAAUUUAAUAAAGUUUUAAUCACUCACUGUA
Pygocentrus nattereri (red-bellied piranha) is the source of this 1809-nucleotide messenger RNA. It is a transcript of the gene spring1, whose product is annotated as SREBF pathway regulator in golgi 1. The record is from RefSeq and is a predicted model, not a curated record. The transcript is spliced from 5 exons. Gene Ontology annotation, biological process: positive regulation of SREBP signaling pathway. Bases 634 to 1233 code for a protein of 199 amino acids. Lineage: Eukaryota; Metazoa; Chordata; Actinopteri; Characiformes; Serrasalmidae.